Molecule: messenger RNA, 3574 nt
Organism: Ichthyophthirius multifiliis
Lineage: Eukaryota; Ciliophora; Oligohymenophorea; Hymenostomatida
Product: leucine rich repeat protein
Exons: 4
Molecular function (GO): protein binding
Source: RefSeq, a predicted model, not a curated record
CCAAAAAAAAUAACAAAUACUUAUAAAAUUAAAAAAAAUUUUAAAAAAUAUGCUAUAAAAAAUAAAAUACGAGACACUUUACUAUGGCCGUUAUGAUAAACUUCGCAAAAAAUUUUUAAGUUCGGAUUUUGAGCCCGAAGAAUGUAAAGUAUUAGAAUUAAGCUAUUAACAUGCAACUGAAUUACCAAUUCAGAAAUGUUUAGAAGUAGUAAAAAAUCUUUAAAUAUUGAAAUUAUCGCACAAUUCAAUAUAACGUUUUGACUCCAGUAUAUUAAUAAAAGGUUGUCCUUAAUUAGAAAUACUGGAUUUAUCGAAUAAUAAAAUCGACAUAUUAGAUGAUAUAGUAGAGUUAGGUUCAUUAUAAAAUUUAGGAGCUUUAGAUUUUCAAUAUAAUCCUAUAUCUAAUCGUUUAUCCAGUAUAAAUUUAAUAAAGGAACUUUUAUAUCCCGAAAAAUAUAAAAAAUAUGACCCUGUUAAAAUUCUAACUGUGGGUUAUCAAGCAAUGCCUCCAACUCGACUUUCUCGUUAAGAUGAAGAAUAAAUGUAAAAAGAUUUAGAAAUAAACGAACUUUUUGAUGAAGAGCUAGACCCAAGAGAGACUAGAUAAUUAGUGAGUAAAUAUGGCCACAAAAAUACAUUGGCUAAAUAUGCAGUAUAGCCUUGUCCAGUUCCAAGGAAAUCGCGAUUCAAAAAUUUGGUGAUUUUAAAUGGAUAGGAUAUCACAAAGUUGGAUGUGAUGAGGGCUUCAGGCAAAGAUAAAAUUUCUGAAAUUAUAGAAGAUGUGAAUGAAGAAAAAAUAAAACCGAUGAAAAUUUAAAGAUAAAACGAUAUAACUCAUAGAAAAUAUAUUCAGAAAUAUGUUAAGAAGAUCUAGAGGCUUACAGAAGAGCAUAUGUCAACAAAUAUUAGGAAUAUAAAACAAAGUGGAGAUGGGAUAGGGGGAGACGAAGAUUUGAAGUAUUUAUCAAAAUUGGAUGAGGCUUUAUAGAAAGGGUCAAAGUUUGUAAUUGAUCCAAAAAAAUAUGCUGCUGAUAUUUGGCAAACUCCUUUAGAUAUUUAAUAUAAAAAUUCUACUUUUUCAAUUUCGAUUAAAGAAUAUAAGAAAAUGUUAUAGGAAUAUGAAGUUUAGAAAAAAUUAAAGCUCGAAAAUAAAAAAUAAUAGUAUUAGGAAAGAAAAAAUUCAAGGAAGGCUAGAGUUUUUGCGAAAUUGUAAAGGGCAGGAAUAUAACCUGUAACAAAAGAAGAAUUAGAAAAAUAUGAAGAAGAAGGGUGCAAAUUUGAAAAUAUAGAAGACUUAUUUAAAAUAAAAAGUAAAAAAGACAGAAUGAAAUAUGAUUUGGAUAGAUUAGAAGAAAAAAAAUACAGAAGUAGUGAAAGUGAACUUUCUGAAGAAUUCGAAAAAUAAAUUCAAAAUGAAAGCUUUUCAUAAUAAAAUAAUUAUUCAAAUAAAAAUUAGGAUGAAGAUUUGUAAGAAAUUACAAAUUAAGAGGAAAAAAAUAAACAAAAGAAUAAAAAGUCACAUUAACCUUAAAGUAAUUAAGAUGUUGAUGUUUUAGAAUUAAAAAGAAAAUUAGAAGAUAAUAAUAAAUUGAAAAAAUAGGCACUUUCAUAGAAAUAACCUUAUUCUUAAAAUGCAGAAAUAUCAAAGAAAUAAUAAAGAAAUAAGGAAAUUUUAAAAUUCUAAAAAAAAAAUAUAGAAAAAUAAGAAGAAGAGGGAGAAAAGAAAAAACAAGAAAACGAAAAUAAUGAAAAAUAAAAAUAUAAUGAAUAAGACAUUUAAUAAACAAAUAAAUAAGAUAAAAAUAAAUCAAAAAACAAUAUUUAAUAAUAAUAAUAAUAAUAAUAAUAAUAAUAAUAAAAUAAAUAAUUGGAUUUGACUUCAAUCAAUUAAUAAUAAUAAUUUUAAUUAAGACUAGAAAAUGAUGACAAUAUUGAAAAUAUAGUAAAGUAGAAUCAGUAAAAAAAAUGCUAAAAAAAAAAACCUUUUUUUAAAUAAUAAUAAAAAUAAAUAAAGUAUAAAGAAUCCUUUAAUUAAAAAUAAAAAAGUUAAAAAAAAGGAACAUAUUAUCCAAUGAAAAAAUCAAAAAAUAAAGAAUAUAAAUCUGAAAAAAAAACAAAAAAAGCAGACAACUUUUUCAUAAAAUAAACUAAUAAUUCAAAUAUAAAAUAAGAUCUAAUAAUGCGAAGCGAAAUUCCAAGUGAUAAAUUAGUCCCUACAAUAGAAUAAGGAAUGGACCCUAAUUUAAGAAAUUAGGCUCUUUUUAAUCCUGAGAAUGAAAUGUAUUAAUAAAUAUAAAAGUUUAAUUAAAAAGUGGAAGAAUUCAAUAACCUUAAAGAAUCUUUAAAUGCACUUGAUAUAAAAUUAGAAUAGCAUAAUAUUUAAAAAAGACCUGAAGAAAAGUUCAAUAAAUAUAUUAGAUAUGACGACGUAUUUAAGUUCCUAAAAGAAACAGUUAAAGAUUUUAAAAUAUAAAAUAGCUAUGAUUUAGCAAAUUAUUUAUAAUUUAAAUUUGGGAAAAGAAUUCAAUAAUAGCCUCAAAAAAUGUCGGCUUUUGAACUAAAUACUAUUAUUAAUAAAGUAAAUGAUUUUAAUAAAAAUAAUGCUCCUAGGAUCGUUGAAAAGGAAAUUAAUGAAUAAUUAAGAAACAAUCCUAAUAUGGAUUUCAAAUUGAGAGAAUAAUUAUAUGAUUAACUAGAUACUUUGGAAGAAAUCAAACUUAAAAAAAUGAAAGUUUCUUAGGAGCAUUUAAGAAGACUUGAAAAAAAAGAAAUUGAAAGGGCAGAACAUAAUGCUAGACUUGCAUAUCAUUAUUAUAAGUUAAAAAAUUUUAUUGAUGAUGGAAAUUUAGAAAAAUAUUUAAAAAGACUUAAUUUGGGUUUAGAUGGUAAAAAUAAUUAAGGAAAAAUUCAAUUUAAGAAAAAAGUUGUUAAAAAAAAUAAUAUCGAUUAUGAUGAAAAUAAUGUCCCUAAUUAUUUUAAUAAAUAGAAGAUUAAAAAUAUAGUAAAAUUUAUUAAUAUAUAAAAUACUUUCAAAUAAUUUUAUUUAUUUAUAUAGGAAUAGCAUCUUAAAAAAGAACCCAAAGGAUUCGUUGGAUAACUAGAAAAUUUGUUGUAACUUAAAAAAUAUUAAUAUCCUGCUAGAGAAAUACCUUAGUGUAAUCUUUCUGGUUUUAUUGUUGAAAAAUAUCCAGAUAUUAAUGAAUGGGCUAACUCUCGUUUAUAUAUACCUUAGCCAAAGCUCACUUUUGAAGAUUUAAAGGAAUAACAUGACAGAAAAAUAAAAGAUGAAUUUUAGAAAAGUAGGAAUAAUUAAGUGCUUACUAUUGAAGAGUAAAUGAUGAAAUAUGCUUCUGAAUUUAAAGAAAAGGAAUAGGAAAGAAACGAUCUAAGAAAAAGAAUUGAAGGGUAUGUAAAAGAUGGUAAAAGAGUACUUAAUGAAUUUAUGGAUUAAGAAUACUAUGAAAUUGAUAAAAGAUUUAAUGUAAAUCAUUGCAUUGGUGAAUAUAUUAAACUUAUGAGAGAAGGAAAAUUACCAAAAAGAAUUCCUUAAAAUGUUAAUAAGAAAAAUAAUUGA